AUGUCAUGGGACACUGGCGAGGCCGUGGGUCUAGUGUGCAUUAUUCUCACUGCAGGUCAUGCACAGAAGCUCAGUAAAGAAAUUCAGGAUGAUAAAAGUGGCAGAUAUGGCCACCUGAAGGGGGUGCCCAAGGCUCUGCUUCCAUCACCUCAAGGCAAGAGGAUCCUUGACCACUGGUGGGAUGCAAUUAAUACGCGUCAGCUUUUCAGUAAUGUAUUCCUGGUCACCAAUGCAGACAAGUACAAAUAUUUUGAACGUUGGGCAACCGCCUCAGAGUUUCCUGUAGAAAACAUAAUAAAUGAUGGAUCUACCACUGAAGCUAAUAGCAUUGGUGCGGUUGCAGAUUUUGAACUUACUCUUCGAGUCAAGAAUCUUUGGGAAUACGAUAUUCUUGUCAUUGCUGGUGAUAUGCUCUUCCAGGAUUCCAAGUUUGACAUUGCCCAGGUGAUUGACUAUUUCCGUCGGAAAACAGAUGGGGAUUUAGCCAUAUACUAUGAUAUGGAAGAGUCAGAGCCCAUUUCAUCAAGAGGUAUUGUUGAAGUUUGCCAUCAGACAAAUAAGAUCUUGAAGUUCUUAGAGAAGCCUUUACCAAAUGUAACUGGCUCUCGAAAUGCCAGUGUAGUCUUUUACACUUUCCGGAGUGAGACAGUGGCAUUGGUUCCAGUGUAUUUGGGUGAACAUCUGAAGACUACACAGCGUACAUUUGGCGCAUUUAUGGAAUGGAUUAUAAAUGUGAAAAAGGUGUUAGUUUAUGGGAUGAAGCUGCCCACAGGUUUCCAACUUAUUGGACAAGUAGGACUGAAGGAUUAUGAGUCUUGGGUGUCUUACUUUGCUAACCAAGAAGAAAAUGAAUGUAGAGAUCCUAUUACUAUGA
Cherax quadricarinatus is the source of this 874-nucleotide messenger RNA. The record is from RefSeq and is a predicted model, not a curated record. Lineage: Eukaryota; Metazoa; Arthropoda; Malacostraca; Decapoda; Parastacidae.